UCUGUUUCUUAACAUUAUUUGUCAUAUAUGUAACUCUGAGUUUUUCUGGCAGUUUGCUCUGGUGUCGACUGAUUGCUACUUACUGGCUAUGCUAGUAUGCUAAAGCUCUGUUAACACCGAGGCGUUGCGUAUUGAAAUGACGCUUUGAAGGAUUGAAACGUCUACUAAGGUAGCUGCCGUGCUUUGUCUGUAAUGGUUAUGUUUAACACCCUGAGAAAACAUCUUAUUUAGUCCUGGUCAAAAGUGAUAAGGAGAUUCUUUGUCUUUCUUUUGAUGCUCUGCGUUUACAUGGAGGAAAACUCAGUGUAGCCUUCAAUGACCCACCUUUGCCGGACGCUGAUUGGAUGCUCGAGGUGUCAUUCAUUUAGACUGGAUCGAUGAUUGGUUGCUGGUUGGGACGACAACGCCUGUCUUUAACUGCUGUCUAGUUGGUUUUCCGAAGAUGCUAAUGUCGGACCUUUAGGAGCACUUUUGGUGGUAAUGGACCCUCCUGGUGGGGGAAGCGAACGGAGAAGGCAGGCAGAGCGUCUUCGACGGGAGGAGGCAUACUACAACUUCAUUAAUGAACUUAGUGAAGAAGAGUACCGCCUGAUGAGAGAUGGCAAUCUGCUGGGGACCCCUGGCGAGGUGACUGCAGAGGAGCUCCGUCAGCGUCUUGAUGGAGCAAAGGAGCGUGUGUCGUCGCAGCCCCACACUGAGCAACAGUCACAGACUGCUGAUGCUGGAGAUCAGCAGAGCAGCGGCAGUGGAGGAGAGGAGAGAGGGGCUGCAGGAAGAGGAGGGGCAGGGGGCGCAGAACCUGGAGCAGAAUCUUCUAAUGGUGAUUCAUUACUGGAGUGGCUGAAUACAUUCAGACGCACUGGUAAUGCUACUCGGAGUGGCCAGAGUGGCAACCAGACGUGGAGGGCGGUCAGCCGGACCAAUCCCAACAGUGGGGAAUUUCGUUUCAGCCUGGAGAUCAACAUUAACCACGACCAGCCUGAGCCGGGAGAGCAUAUAGAGACGGUGAGCUCUGUGGACGCCCCAGAGCUGCCAGUGAUUCCUCCAAACACCUCUGUCCACAAUGCUUCCCCCCUCUCCAGCUCUCGGCCUUCAGCUACACCAAGGCCGGCUCCGUACCCCUCCCCACGCCCUGCCAUAAGAAGGAUCGAGACCCGGCGCACACGGAGCAGCGCCACCGCCCUGUCUGUGAGCUCCGCCACACUUUCUCCUGCAGAGAUGGCUCCAGCUGCCCCUCAGAGGCGAGGAUCUACUUUGCACUCUUCAGCACCUUCUCCCGCCGUCCCCAGUCCUCCUGCCGAUCAAACGGCGCCGUUUCAACAGCAAGUCCAGAAUGUAGAAGUGGAGCCGGGACGUAGCCAAACGGCCGCUUCUAUAGACUGUCCUCGGGUGCCGCCUCAGGAUGAAUCUCAACACCAGGCUGUGGGACAGGAGUCCCGUAGCAGCAGGACUCGAUCCCGUGGCCGAGCGCGCAGGACCGCAACGGGGAGCGGCGCUGCAUCUCGUGCAUCAAGGAGAAGUCGAUCCCCUUUGAACAGAACGUCUAGUGUCAGCAGCACCCAGCCACGCAUCAGCGGUACAACUGGUUCUACCGCCCCUCCUGGUGAUCCGAGUGGUGUCACCACCUCUGUAUCCAUGGAGACUGGGGGAAUUGUUUCAGAACCCGAUGCUGUGUUGGAGUCAGCCGUGGAAACUGUAGAGCGUGCGAGUGAGUCGCCCGCAGCCGGAGCAGGAAGCUCAGCGGUCAGACGACAUCCAACCAUCAUGCUGGACUUGCAGGUGAGACGGAUUCGCCCCGGUGAGAACAGGGACCGGGACAGCAUCGCCAGCAGAACUCGAUCCCGCGCACGGGUGGCAGAGAACACAGUCACAUUCGAAAGCGACAGCGGCGGGUUUAGGCGCACCAUCUCCCGCUCGGAGCGCGCCGGAAUUCGCACCUACGUCAGCACCAUCCGGAUUCCAUUAAGGCGCAUCAGCGAGACGGGCCUCGGAGAGCCCAACUCCACCGCGCUGCGCUCCAUCUUACGACAAAUAAUGACUGGAUUCGGGGAGCUCAGUUCUCUCAUGGAGACGGAGGCGAGUUCUGAGAGCGUCACACCCAGCCACGGAUACGUUGGCGUCGCAAACGGCGGCAGCAGUCGCCUACAUUUAAAUGAGAGCGGGCCUAACCAGGUGGGGACAAGCGAGGUCGUUCAGGGGGUGGAGGGGCAGGUGAGCAGUGAGGAGGAGCAGGUUGGGCAGGCCAGACUUGGGGCCGGAGUAGUCAGCUCUGCAGACGGACGGUCAAACAGCAGAGACACCAACAACCUGGUGGAGAACGGCACCCUGCCCAUCCUGAGGCUGGCACAUUUCUUUCUACUCAACGACGAGGAAGAUGACGAACAUCCCAGAGGCCUGACCAAAGAGCAGAUCGACAAUCUAUCCACGCGUACCUACGGUCAGGCCAGCCUCGAAGGCGAGAUCGGACGCGCCUGCAGCGUGUGCAUCAACGAAUACGCCCAAGGCAACAAGCUGCGUCGCUUGCCCUGCUCCCACGAGUUCCACGUCCACUGUAUCGAUCGCUGGCUCUCCGAAAACAACACCUGCCCCAUCUGCAGGCAGCCCAUUCUGGCAGCGCAUCAUGACUGACGUCCCCCCACCCCCGCUCGCCGCUGGCUGAACUGAGCAAACCCAAGUGGGCUUAGCGUGUACAUAUCGCUUUCACUGUUUUUCUUUGAAAUCAUCCAUUGAGUUGUUUGAACCCAAAGCGUGCAAAACAGGAAGGAAACUUUAAAUCCAGAGAAUUAACAAAACUUUAUUUUUUUAGAUGCAAUAUUUUCAGGAAGUCGAGCUCUUCCUGUGACCUUAGUUGCUACUUUUUUCGUCAGGCUUCAGAAGUCUGUCUCUAGAUGGCUUUUAUGCUUUAGAAGCUCCUGUAGUUGCCUCCCAAUUGUCUGGUUCUAAUACUUUUAUGUCCGAUAUGCGUGACUUUUCCUUUUUUCUUUACAGCUGACCAUACAAAUCACUUGUAGGCUUGGUUUAAUCUGUAUGAGCUGUAAAUAAGAAUGCACUGCUUAUCAGGUUCUUGUAGAAAUAUGAAACUUACCCAUUCAAUCUGCUCAAAAUGGAAGAAGGAAGUUUUUUUUUUUUCUUAUUAUAAAGUCUAUACUCCCUUUUUAAAGUUUAAAAUAUGUUGGAGAGGGGAAUUUUUUUUAAAUUAAUUUCUGAAAUAUGUAUUCUGCGCUUCUAUCAGUUUAAAGCCCUAAAGUUACAAUGCAAUACGAAAAAAACCACCAGUCCAUCAAAAUACGUCACUUUGAGUUAGAAAUUCUAACCAUUGCCUUUCCAUUUGUCAUUGUGGUUUCAGGCUUUUGGUAAUCAGGGAUUCAGAAUGGUGAGAGUGAGUUGUGCAAUAUAAAGCGAGGAAAAUGUCUUGUGUGACAUUAACUUUGUUGUCUGUGUUUGUUAUUUCCACUCUAAGACGAACCGAAAUUAAAGUUUUCUGCACAUGCAGAACUAAAGCUAUCGUUAGAGGAAAGACGGCCCAGAGGAAAUAAAACAAUUCUGCAGUAUAUUUGUUCUUGAACAAACUAAAUUCUCCAUAUUAUAUCUGACUUUGUUAGCUAAUGUGUUUUUUUAGCUUUAUUUUUUUUUCAUUACAUGAUAAAAAUAGCAUUUUUUUAAGUAGAAGAAAUGGAUUAAGAGCUAACCCACCCAAUUCAAUUGUUUCUGUCACUUUAUAAUAACAGCUGCAGUACUUGGCAGGUAACUGCGUUUCUGUAGUUUCUGUGUCCCUAAUUAAACUGCAGGGUUGUUGCAGUACAGUAUGUAGGAACGAGUGAAAGAGUGUAUGGUUUAUUUGGCUGUGAGUGUUUGUGUGUU
This is a messenger RNA of Cyprinodon variegatus (sheepshead minnow), 3861 nucleotides long. RefSeq names its product ring finger protein (C3H2C3 type) 6 (gene rnf6). Gene Ontology annotation, biological process: positive regulation of DNA-templated transcription; ubiquitin-dependent protein catabolic process; protein ubiquitination. NCBI's taxonomy places the organism in Eukaryota, Metazoa, Chordata, Actinopteri, Cyprinodontiformes, Cyprinodontidae. The coding region runs from base 481 to 2628 and encodes 715 amino acids. The record is from RefSeq and is a predicted model, not a curated record. Gene Ontology annotation, cellular component: cytoplasm; nucleoplasm. Gene Ontology annotation, molecular function: ubiquitin protein ligase activity. The transcript has 4 exons.